Molecule: messenger RNA, 2733 nt
Organism: Fulvia fulva
Lineage: Eukaryota; Fungi; Ascomycota; Dothideomycetes; Mycosphaerellales; Mycosphaerellaceae
Product: ATP-dependent RNA helicase dbp10
Exons: 1
Coding region: 1-2733 (910 amino acids)
Cellular component (GO): nucleus
Molecular function (GO): RNA binding; RNA helicase activity; ATP binding
Source: RefSeq, a predicted model, not a curated record
AUGGUUCGCGCAGCAUCUCCAGCGCUGUCGGAGAAUGAGUUUGACAUAUCGAAGUCGCUUUUUGGUGGGCAAGAUGCCGGCAGCGACAGCGACAACGACUUCUCGAAGGAAGCAUCACAGUUUGGCGGCAAAGCAGCAGAGGAUCUUGCUCUGGACAGCGACGAUGGCGCGGACGAAGCCUUUAUUGCCGCAACACAGGCUGCGGCGAACCGGAAGAGCGAGAAUAAGAAUGCAAAGAAAGCUGGGGCGUUUCAGACCAUGGGCUUGAACACCCACCUCUUGAAGGCCAUUACCCGGAAAGGAUUCUCUGUGCCGACACCGAUCCAGCGCAAGACGAUUCCAUUGAUUCUGGAUGGGCAAGAUGUGGUGGGUAUGGCCAGGACAGGGUCUGGAAAAACAGCUGCAUUCGUUAUACCCAUGAUCGAGAAGUUGAAGAGCCACAGCGCAAAAGUGGGCGCGAGAGCGAUGGUGUUGAGUCCGAGCCGAGAGUUGGCGUUGCAGACGCUGAAGGUCGUGAAAGAGAUGGGCAAAGGUACAGAUCUGCGGACGACACUCUUGGUAGGCGGAGACAGUUUAGAGGAUCAGUUCGGCAGCAUGGCAAGCAACCCGGACAUCAUCAUUGCUACACCGGGACGAUUCGAGCAUCUGAAAGUGGAAAUGGGCCUGGAGCUGUCAAGUGUCACGUACGUUGUAUUCGACGAGGCAGAUCGGUUGUUCGAGAUGGGUUUCGCUGCACAACUGCACGAGAUUAUGUACUCUCUGCCGCCGAACAGACAAACUUUACUCUUCUCUGCCACUCUCCCGAAGAGCUUGGUAGAAUUCGCAAGAGCAGGUCUACAAGAUCCAAAGCUGGUGCGAUUGGAUGCAGAGAGCAAGAUUGCGCCAGGUCUGCAGAGCGCCUUCUUCACCGUGAAGCGGUCGGAGAAGGAGGGAGCACUUCUGCACAUUCUGCAAGACGUGAUUCAGAUGCCCACUGGAGAGACAGAAGCCGUCAAGAAAGCAAAGGAGCCUAAGAAGAACGACAAGAAACGCAAGCGAGGACCAGAGGGACCAUCUGCAAAUGAAACACCAUCCCAGCAUUCGACAGUUGUGUUCACCGCGACCAAGCAUCAUGUGGAGUACUUGGCCAACUUCCUCAAAUCCUUUGGCUACGCAGUGUCGUACGUGUACGGUGCUCUUGAUCAGACAGCUCGCAAGAUGCAAGUCGAGGACUUCCGAAAGGGCAUGACCAACAUCAUGGUUGUCACCGAUGUCGCGGCUCGAGGUAUCGAUAUCCCCGUCCUGGCCAAUGUCAUCAACUAUGACUUUCCUUCACAACCAAAGGUCUUUGUACAUCGUGUUGGACGAACUGCAAGAGCUGGUAAGGAGGGCUGGGCGUACAGCUUAAUCACCAGUCCUGACCUGCCAUACUUGCUUGAUCUUCAGCUGUUCUUAAGCAGGAAACUUGUACUUGGUCGGGCUGAGAAUGAUCCGAGCAUGUUCAAGGAGUCGAUUGUAAUUGGCGCUAUGAAACGAGAUAAGCUUGAGCAGUAUGACGAGGAGGUCAAAAAGCUGCUGCACGAGGAUGAUGAUCUCAAACUCAUGCAAGAUGUGGCGGGCAAGGGCGAGAAGCAGUACAUGAGGACGAGAAACGCUGCAGCUGCUGAGAGUGUUAAGCGAGCAAAGGACCUGACCACAAGCGAACGCUAUGCCGAGGCGAAUAUGCUAUUCGAUGCGGACGGACAUGCGAAUGUUGAGCAACAACGACUUGAUAUGCUUGCAAGAGUGAGCGGCUUCAGGCCGAAGGAGACUGUCUUUGAAGUGGGCAAGAGAGGUGUAGCACAAGAGGCGGCAGAGAUACAGGCCAUCAAGCGACGAAGGGCGAAGAUAGAGGCUAAGCCGAAGAACCAAAAGGACGAAGAUAGCGAUAUCGAGGUGGAAGUCAAUGGCGCUGCAGAACAGUCAUCAUACUUAGACGACGGCGACGACUCUGACGAAGAUCUCAUCUUGACACAGCCCAACGGCGUCGACAUGGACGAAGCCUCCGACACCGAGCUUAGACUUACCUUCUCUGCACCCGAGGACCCUGCAACCAAAUACAAAAAGAAGAAAACCACCGGCAAAGACGAGGAGUUUUUCAUGGGCUACAACCCUUCAACCAUCAACAUGGCCGAAGACAAAGCCUACGGCGUCAACUCUGGCGGCACGAAUUCUCACUUCCUCAACGAUGCCCGCGGCGCUACGAUGGACCUGAUCAACGACGAAUCAUCCGGCUUUAAAGAAGCCACCAAAGCCAAAGGUCUCCGCUGGGACAAGAAGAGCAAAAAGUACGUCGCCCGCGCCAACGACGAAGACGGCAGUAAAGGUCAAAAAAUGAUCAAAGGCGAAUCUGGGCAGAAGAUUGCAGCCUCUUUCAAAUCUGGUCGCUUCGAUGCGUGGCGAAAAGCUAAUCGAGUCGAACGUCUUCCGCGAGUUGGUGAGCAGGAACGUGCCAACUCGCACCAUGCCAACAGUGAGGGCGGAAAGAGGUUCAAGCACAAGCAGGAGAGGGCGCCGAAGGAGGCAGAUAAAUUCAGAGAUGAUUACUACAAGAGGAAGAAGAAGGUCGAUGCGGCGAGGGAGAAGCGGGUGGGCAAGUUUGCGGAUGGCAAGGGCAAGAGCGAGAUUCGGGGUGUUGAGGAUGUGAGGAAGUUGAGGAAGUUGCAGGAUCGGAGGAAGGAUAAGAAUGCGAGGCCGCAGAGGAAGGGGAAGUAG